AAUCUUUUGAAUAUAUAUUAAAUAAUAUGGAGUUUGAUGACUAGGAGAUAGCCACGUUGGAAGUGUCGAAAAAUAAUGACAAGAAUUUGUUUUAAUUAAAAGUUUAACAUAAAAACAUUGAAAUUUUCAACUAUACCAUAAAAAUUAAGUUUCGUCCACAAUGCUCAUAAAACAAAUAGAGCGUGCCGUUGUUGCAAGCUGGGCACCAGGAGGUACUCAACUUAUCGGUGGUUCAGCUGCUCAACAAUUAGAUGCAUCAUUCAAUACAUCGGCUGCCUUGGAAGUAUUUGAUUUAGGAUUGGCUCAACCUACAGGAGAAUUGCAACAAGUAGCUUCAAUCCCCAGUGAAAACAGAUUUCAUAAACUAGUUUGGGGUCCACAUGAUAAAACUAGUAAUGCUGGAAUAGUUGUUGGCGGUUGCGAUGAUGGAAUCUUACAAAUUUACAAUGCUGAUAAAUUACUUGAAUCAAAUGAAAGUGCAUUAGUAGCAAAAACUGAUAAACAUAGUGGACCGGUUCGAGCAUUAGAUUUCAAUCCGUAUCAAACGAACUUACUUGCAACGGGUGCUUCACAAUCUGAAAUAUUUAUUUGGGAUUUAAACAAUACGUCUACACCGAUGACACCUGGAACAAAAUCACAACCACCUGAAAAUGUACAAUGGAUUUCUUGGAAUCGACAAGUUCAACAUAUUCUAUCAUCAACAUUUGCUUCACGAUGCGUAGUAUGGGAUUUACGGAAAAAUGAACCAAUUAUUAAAUUAACCGAUAGUAAUGGUCGCGUUAGCUGGAGAAUUGUUUCUUGGCAUCCAGAUGUCGCAACACAACUAUGCUUAGCUUCUGAAGAUGAUUUAGCUCCAAUUAUUCAACUAUGGGAUUUACGUUUUGCAACAGCUCCACUAAAGGUAUUAGAAAAUCAUACUAGAGGUGUUUUGUCGAUGGCCUGGUGUCAACAAGAUCCUGAUUUAUUAAUCAGUUGUGGAAAAGAUAAUCGAAUACUUUGUUGGAAUCCAAACAGUAAUGUUCCUGGUGGUGAAGUAUUAUCCGAGUUAGCGCGGACAUCACAAUGGAGUUUUGAAGUCUCAUGGUGUCCCAAAAAUCCUGCUCUUAUAUCAGCUAGUACUUCUGAUGGUUUGUUAUCUGUGUAUUCGUUAAUGGGUGGACCAUCGAAAGCGCAAAUACAAGUUUCACAGCAACAAACUUCGCAAAUGUUAGCAGAUAGUUUCCCUGGAAUGGGAGAUUAUAUACAGAAUCCUCCUCAAAGUCAACAUACACAAGAGCAAGUUAACUCUGAUUUGGCUAAGCCUCCAAAAUGGUUAAAGAAGCCAAUUGGUGCUAAAUUUGGAUUUGGCGGAAAAUUGGUUUCAUUUUUGAAUGAGAAAAGUGCACCACCACAACCGGGCGAUGUUGGACAAAUUGGUUUAAGAAUGGCUUAUGUAAGUCAAGUUGUUACGGAACCAAAUUUUGUUGAACGUUCAAAUGAACUAGAAAAUGUCAUUCAAACUGGAAAUUAUUUGGAUUAUUGUCGUUUAAAAGCAGAUGCAACUACAUCACAGCAUCGUCGCUAUGUUUGGUACUUCCUUAAAACAUACUUCGAACCAAAUUCUAGAAGUGAAAUUUUAAAUAUGCUUGGAUAUAAACAAGAGGAUGUUUAUUCGAAAUUAAGUCAACAUGUUAGUAAGACAAAAACUACUGAAGUUGAUAAUUUAACGAAUCAAAUGGCAUCAUUAAAUCGUGGAGUUAGUAGUGAAUCUGAGGAUCCGGUGCUUUCCAGUGAUACUAGUGCCGAUCUCUCGCCUGGAUUAGAUGGUAGCGGAGUAUUUGAUGCCAUUGCAGCGAACACAAGUCAAUUAGAAGAAGAAAAACAACAGCCUUUUGAAAUUAAUACUUCAGACGAUAGUGAAGGCCUUAUUACACAAGCCUUAUUAACAGGAAAUAUCGAAUUAGCCGUCGAUUUAUGUUUUGAAAAUGAUCGAAUGGCUGAUGGUUUAGCGUUAGCCACAACUGGUGGACCUGGCCUUAUUGUUCAAGCACAACAACGAUAUUUAAAAGAAACAGCUAAUACAAGACUUGCACCAAUUGUUAAAGCUUUAAUCACUGAAGAUUGGCUUGCAGUUAUUGAAAAUUGUAAACCAAAUUGUUGGCGUGAAGCUUUAGUUGGACUAUUAACAUAUGCAUCCGAACAUCAAUUGUCAUAUCUUGUCCAAAAAUUGGGUGAACGAUUACAACAAUCUGAAAAUAGCCACGAAGAUGCUAUCUUAUGCUAUAUAUGUGCUGGAAGUAUUCAAAAUUUAGUAAACUUAUGGUGGAAAGAUAACCAUAAUAUUGAUGAACUACAAGAAUUGGUUGAGGUUGUUGCAAUACUACAAAAAGCAAUUGAACUACAAGGACGUCAAGUUGAAGUGAGUGGAAAAUUUGCAAAACUUUUAACACAGUAUGCAUUAUUAUUAGCAGCAGAAGGAAAUUUAGCUCCAGCACUAGCCUAUUUGAGUUCUGCAAGUUCAGACAACACGUUAAAUAAUCUUCGAAACAGAUUACAUUGUGCAUUAGGCCUUAAACAAGCAUAUAAUGCAAUAACGGCACCUAGAAUUCAACAAGGUCAAUCGCAUAAUUUAGCAAGUCAAAGGAAAAAUAGUUACUAUGCACCUCAACAACCGUCUAUAAAUCCACCUCCAGCAUUUCAACAACCACCUCCAGCAUUUAACACAAAUCCGUAUAAUGCGAAUACUGGAAUAAAUUCCCCGGCUCCUAAUCAAUCACAAACUCCAGCAUGGAUGCAGCAAAACAAACCGGCACAGCCACAGAUGAAUCCACAAAUGCCAUCGGCUAUACCAAAUGCAUAUACAUCGCAACCACCUCAAAAUUAUUCACCUGGACCACCUUCAUUAAAUGCUGCUGUACCCCCACCGCCUCGGCCGUCCAGCGUCAGUUCUACACAAGGAUCCAGUGGAUUACCAAAGAGUAAAUACGUUUUAGAUCCAUCUGUUCAGCCAUCUGUACCAUCUUAUAACUCCUAUGGGGGAGGCUCUGUAGGAAUGACGAAUUUCAAUACGAAUCCCAUAUCAUCUGUACCAUUAAGUAAUCCCAUGAUGCAAUCGCAACCAAUGCCUCCAUUAACAACGCAACCAACAUCCAUGAAUUUUGCUACAUGUCAACCAGGUCCAAAUAAUCCAAUAAUACAUCCAUCAGCACUUUCAUCCUAUAACAAUCAAGCAGUAUCAUCACCAGCGUAUAAUCCUUUAAUACCACCAAAUCCCUUAAAUCAACAAACGAGCAAUCCAUUACUUCCACCAAUGAUACCGACAAAUCCACAAUCCACAACGAAUAUUUUAAAUCCGGUUAACGUAAGUCAAAGUAACAACAAUCCCUUACCCUAUCCAUCAAAUCCAUUACCUCCUGGGCCUAAUUUUGGAAAUAAUCAAAAUAUUUACAAUCCACCCUCAUCGAAUCAAAUGCAAAUGAAUGCAAAUACGGUAACAGCUCCGCCACCCGUAGCUCCGCCGACAGCUUAUCAACAGUCAGCUCCUGGAUGGAAUGACCCACCUGUAUUAAGUAAAAGUAAUAAACAAAAUAUAUGGGGGCAGUUAGAGAUGUCACCUUAUCAUUCUGGAACUCGUAUGUGGAAUAAUGUUAUAUCACAUGAUGAUGAGCAUAGCAAAAAUGAAAGUGCACCACCCAAUCCAAUAACACACCCGCUGUAUGCAAGUGCAGCCCCCGAUCAAAAUAAUGGUUAUAUGAAUCAACAACCAAGUUAUGGUGCUCCAUACGGAAAUACCGGUCAAACUACGAAUGGAUAUAAUCAAGUUCCGAAUAUUGGAAGUACAGCACCGCCUCAGUUCAAUACCACUGGAUCAUUUCCCAUGCAACAAAUGCCAUUAGCACAAACUCCACCCGUUGUAGAGGCAGCAAAAGAAGUUGCACCUCCAAAACAAAAAGGUCCUAUUCCAGAGGAACAUAUACAUUUAAAAACAGUUUUAGAUGAAUUGCAAGUACAGUGUUAUCAAUCAGCAAAUAAUCCGCAAUAUAAAAGAAAAUUGGAUGAUGUUAAAAGAAAAUUAGAAUGUUUAUAUGAUUUACUAAGAGAUAAUUUGUUAUCACCAAAUACCUUAACAUUAUUACAUCAAAUGAUACAAAUGAUUCAACAAGGCGACUAUAAUGGUGGUCUUAAUGUACAUACCCAAUUAGUAUCUGGACCAGAUUUUUCACAAAUAGCUACAUUUAUGCCUGGUUUAAAAGUUUUAUUACAAAGUGCUCAUCAAUUGGGUGUAUAUCUUAGAUAAAGAAAACAUUAUUAUCAAAAAUCU
This is a messenger RNA of Chrysoperla carnea, 4300 nucleotides long. It is a transcript of the gene Sec31, whose product is annotated as protein transport protein Sec31A. Gene Ontology annotation, molecular function: protein binding; structural molecule activity. The record is from RefSeq and is a predicted model, not a curated record. Lineage: Eukaryota; Metazoa; Arthropoda; Insecta; Neuroptera; Chrysopidae. The transcript has 15 exons. Gene Ontology annotation, cellular component: endoplasmic reticulum exit site; COPII vesicle coat. Gene Ontology annotation, biological process: intracellular protein transport; endoplasmic reticulum organization; COPII-coated vesicle cargo loading. The coding region runs from base 161 to 4276 and encodes 1371 amino acids.